CCCCGUGGCUCGUGCGCUGUGCGCUCUGACGCGCGCGCGCUCUCUGAUCGUCUGUCUCUUUAGUGGUGGAGAACCUGGGAAACAUCCUUCCAUCCAUCCAAGCAUCUAUCAACCCUCAGGGUUUUGCAUUUGCAAGGAGGCCCAAAGAAGAGAUUGAGAAACAAACAAACAAACAAAAACCCAAAAAACAAAGAUGCGUCUCGCGCGGUGAGGACUCGGUACGGGUCACCUGUUGCUGGAGAAAGCAUGGGGGUGCUGAGCGCGGACCUGCGGGUCACCCUGCAGAUUUUGCCCGGCUUUUUCUCCAACUGCCUCUUCUUCGUGCUCUACGACUCGGUGGUGCUCGUGAAGCGCGUCGUCUCACUCGUGAGCCUGUCGUGCGGCGGCGGCGGAGGCGCGUGGCAGCAGCGCAUGCUUACCUCGGCCGGCGUGCGCUCCAUCUGGAAUAGCUUUCUGUUGGAUGCCUAUAAGCAGGUGAAAUUGGGCGAGAUGGCUCCAAACUCAAAAGUGGUGAAGGUUCCUGAGAUUUGGAGCAGAGAAAAUGGAAAGACUACAGAUGAGUGUCACCUAUUGGACUUUGAAUCGUCUGAUCGACCCUUGGUGGUCAACUUCGGCUCAGCCAGCUGACCCCCGUUCGUAAACCAGCUGCCGGUCUUCCGGAGGCUGGUGGAGAACUUCUCGGACGUGGCAGACUUCCUGCUGGUCUACAUUGACGAGGCUCACCCGUCUGACGGUUGGGCGGGGCCACCCAUGGAACUUUUCCCGUUCGAGGUGAGGAAACACCGCAACAUGGAGGAUCGUGUGGUGGCGGCGCAGCGGCUAGUCGAGCAUUUCUCUCUGCCGCCGCAGUGCCGGUUGGCAGCUGACUGCAUGGACAACAACACCAACAUGGCAUACGGCGUUGCCUACGAAAGGGUGUGCAUCGUUCAGAAGAAUAAAAUCACGUAUUUAGGGGGGAAGGGUCCAUUUUAUUACAACCUGAAAAAUGUACAGAACUGGCUCGAACGGAGCUACGGGAAGCGGUAACCUUUGAUGAAAGGUGGAAUAGUUCUUUUUUUAAUAAAGAACAAAUAAAGAAGGUGACACUUCUUCACCUCGACUGCCUUCAGUGGCAGCGUGAACUCUCUGGAAGUCAUCCGAAAUCUCUGAAGAUCAUCAACGAUCAUUAAUGAUCCACAUGUUUCCUGGGUGAAAUCCAGACCAUUCUUUUACAAACAACGAAGACUGAGACUAAACCAAGCAUUGCACUUCGACUUUUAUACUUUGCAAGCAUGUCUCUUGACAAAAAAAACCCUGUGUAUGCACUAUAAACACCUAUAAACACUAUCAAUAACCAAGCCAUUUGCAUUAAUAGUAGUAUUAUAGUGUGUAAUUCAUUUAAUGCUAAAUAAAAUUUGUCGCUUUGCAGAACCAAAGUUGCAGAAGAAAGCACAAGCUCACUGCUUUUAAUAUACGGAAAAAAUAUAAUUUAUUUUCUUUGUCGAUGCCGUUUGCUAUUUUAAAAAUGUUUACGUCCAGUUUUGUUUGUUUAUUGUUUUUUUUCCACUUUCGAAGUUGACAAUCGCUCUUAUUACUCGCAGUUUUAGCCACAUUAGCAGCUUCCGCAUGCCUGAUUUACGCUUUAGCGCAUCUGCCCCUGUGGAAGGAAGUCAGUAAUGAAGUCUAAACCCGGGCUAAAACCCAAAUAAGCUCAUUUGUUUGUCAGUUUGUCCCUAUUGCUCUAUACAGGACGCUUUACUCUAGGCGUUUUUAGAAAACAACACCUUCAACGUUCACCAAACCUUUGAAGAAGGUUUUUAUAUAUAUUUUGUGUAUUGAAAGAUAUUUUUGGAAAUACACACAGUUUCUGUGAAGGCCAUAGAUAUAUCAUGAACUUGUUUGUAGACAUUAUAACACACUCAUAAGGCUUUAUAUGAUUUGUUAUAAUAUCCAGGAUUUCCUGUUACAUGUGAGGAUGUUUUUUGUUGAUAAAAAUGUAUAUUUACGUAUAAAUGUUAUAGCGUGCCGCCAAUGUAUUUAUGGCCUUCAUAGAGAGUGUUACUGAUAUCUGAAUAUCAUUUUAUUUAUUUUUAAUACGUCAUUUUUUUUUUUUUUUGGUCUUCAAAAAGGCACUAAUUUAAAAAGGGAAUUUGUACGUAUUUUAAAUUUGUAAUGUUUUGGCAAAAGAAGAAAAGAGAAAAACGGUUCUAUAUUUGAUUCGAAUUUCCCUCAUGGUUUUUGCUUCAACAAUGCAUUUAUGAAAGUAAUUAUUUAUAUCCACACACGCGCACACGCACACACCCCUACAGAUGCUCAUUUGUGUCAAAGACAAAGCGGUGUGGGAAUGAAGGCCACUGACGAAAGGAUUCAGUGUUCCUGUCUGUGGCUGGAUGAAACAUCACACCUCUUUGUCCGGACCUGAAAUGAGCGUUCCUGUAGAUACGCCCAAAUCAGCUUUUCCUAUAUUUUGCUACACUUUGCAUUUUUUCCCCGACACAUGCUGUUCAACCGGCUGCUUUCUUGCAAAUAUACAAAAAAUAAAGCACAAACUUUCGCUCA
Molecule: messenger RNA, 2538 nt
Organism: Silurus meridionalis
Lineage: Eukaryota; Metazoa; Chordata; Actinopteri; Siluriformes; Siluridae
Gene: dio2
Product: iodothyronine deiodinase 2
Exons: 2
Molecular function (GO): thyroxine 5'-deiodinase activity
Source: RefSeq, a predicted model, not a curated record